Molecule: messenger RNA, 1167 nt
Organism: Leptosomus discolor (cuckoo roller)
Lineage: Eukaryota; Metazoa; Chordata; Aves; Leptosomiformes; Leptosomidae
Source: RefSeq, a predicted model, not a curated record
CAGGAGUUCCUGCAGGACUCGUUCGUGCCCUUGGUGGCCGCGCUGUGCAGCGAGGAGGCGGAGAGGCUCACCCGCAAGAACAGCCUGAGCUUCGCCGAGCUGGUGAAGCCCUUCUGCCGCCUCACCUCGGAAGUUCACAUGAGAGAUCCUAAUAAUCAGCUUCACAUAAUUAAAAAUUUGAAGAUUGCAGUCAACAACAUUAUUACUCACCCACCUCAGCCUGGUGCCAUUCGAAAGCUCCUGAAUGAUGUCGUGUCUGUCAGUCAGCCUGCUGAAGGACUAGUAGCUAAUGUGAUCACAGCUGGAGAUUAUGAUCUCAACAUUAGUGAUCGCUCAGUUAAAGCUAGUGUUCCUUGGUACAAUAAUUGGAAAGAGACACUGAUGGAACUGAACACAUCCACGUUUUAUUCAGCUACUACUCCUUGGUUUGAGUCUUACAGAGAGUGCUUUCUUCAGUCCAUGCCUGCAUCAGAUCACGAAUUCUUAAACCACUAUGUUGCGUGUAUGCUUGUAGUUUCUUCUAGUGAGCCCGAGCCUGUGGAGCAAUUUCUGAAGCUGUCUCAAGAACAACAUCGAAUUCAGCACAGCAGCGAAUACUUAUAUCCCAAGUGGUUUAUACCAAACACGCUCAAAUACUACGUGUUACUGCAUGAUGUCAGCACAGGAGAGGAACAAAGAGCUGACUCCAUUUAUGAAGAGAUGAAGCAGAGGUAUGGAACUCAGGGUUGCUAUUUGCUGAAAAUAAAUUCUCGUGUGUCUAAUAGAGGAACAGAUGAACAGAUACCAGAUCCUUGGAGUCAGUAUCUUCAGAAAAACACUAUCCAGAACCAGGAUUGCUAUGAAGAUUGUCCUUAUACUGUCAUUUCAAACAGGAGUACCGAUCACUUGAUAUCAGAUGGCUUAGAGAGUGAAAUUAAAGAUGGCCUGUCAAAUAACUUUAAGGCUCACCCCCUUCAACUGGAUCAUCCCAGUGGCAGUUUGGACAGCACUGAUUAUGUGAAGGCUGCUGCACCACUGCAAGACUCAAAGAAAUCAAACUCUGGAACGCCUCAUGGUGCUUGUUUAACACUCACAGAUCACGAUCGAAUUAGACAGUUCAUACAGGAAUUCACAUUUAGGGGACUUUUGCCACAUAUAGAGAAGACAAUUCGGCAACUUAAUGAUCAG